AUGUCCUCUCCCGCCUUGCCAUCGGAGACCGACGGUGCGAAUGACUUACGGCCAGGAAGCAACGGUCAAAUACAUCCGCCUUCUCGUCGCCGCGGAAUGCCGAUCGAAGAGCAACGCAGUAACUCUUUCGAAGAUUCUCGGGACACUUGUGCAGGUGACGAGCGCAUGGCUUUCAUUUCCCCAAGUAGUUCGGGCAUUUCUGAGAACGAGACCUUGAAGGCCGCAUCCGGCUCGACUGCGUCGGAACAACACCCUCACAACCGUGAAGCUGCAAGGCUCUCGGAAGGCGAGACAUCGUCACAUCAGAAAGAGCAGAAUGCACUGCCUCGCAACGACACGACCCCCGAAUCGGCAUGGACAGUAUGGUGGAUCGAGAUAUUCAGCAGCAUCUUGGCGCUGGCGUGUAUCAUUGCCAUGGUCGUCGUUCUUUACCUUCACCAAGGGCAACCGCUUCCUAGAUGGCCUAAGCUUAUAUCGAUCAACUCCCUCAUCGCCAUCUUCACGGCCAUAUUCAAGGCCUCACUUAUACUUCCGGUCGCCGAAGGCCUUGGACAGCUGAAGUGGAACUGGUUCGAUCGGUUUCAUAAACUGGGUGACCUUGUCGCUUUUGAUAAUGCGAGUCGAGGGCCGUGGGGCUCAUUCCUACUAUUGAUGAAAUGCAUCCCGAGACCGGAUAGAGGAUACUUGGCAGGGCUUGGUGCUCUCAUCACAGUCGCAGCCCUGGCAAUAGACCCUUUCUCUCAGGCAAUGAUUAGCCAUAACUCUUGCGAGAUCACAGCAGACUUUGGUCUAGCUGAAGUGUCUCGGACAAUCAACUAUUCGGGCAAUAUGGAUACUUAUGAAGGUAUAGGCGCCGUUAUCAAUCAACCAAUGUUAAGGGCAAUCUACAGGGGCCUUGUAGAUCUCCCCAAGCCCGGAGAACUCGUCGACUUCGCCUGUACUUCUGGCAACUGCACGUUUGAGCGAGAUGGCGGUGGAAGCUACUCCUCGUCUCUUGGAGUUUGCCAUCUUUGUGACGACGUCACGGAAAAGGCUGUUAAUGUCAGCGAAAAGGGUCCCUCAGGCCACACGAUUACUACAUGGCACCUUCCAUGGAGCGUCGACAUGACGGCGGAGAGGCUCUUUAAGGUCAGGGGUAGCGGAAGACAUGUUACGAUGAGGCCGACGCCCGUUCUGGCGUACGAAAACAGGACCGCCCCCACCGGGCUCUGA
This is a messenger RNA of Colletotrichum graminicola M1.001, 1212 nucleotides long. RefSeq lists its product as uncharacterized. The transcript is spliced from 3 exons. The record is from RefSeq and is a predicted model, not a curated record. The coding region runs from base 1 to 1212 and encodes 403 amino acids. Lineage: Eukaryota; Fungi; Ascomycota; Sordariomycetes; Glomerellales; Glomerellaceae.